Anoplophora glabripennis (Asian longhorned beetle) is the source of this 681-nucleotide messenger RNA. It is a transcript of the gene eIF1, whose product is annotated as eukaryotic translation initiation factor eIF1. Lineage: Eukaryota; Metazoa; Arthropoda; Insecta; Coleoptera; Cerambycidae. The transcript is spliced from 3 exons. Gene Ontology annotation, molecular function: ribosomal small subunit binding; RNA binding; translation initiation factor activity. Gene Ontology annotation, cellular component: eukaryotic 43S preinitiation complex. Bases 186 to 518 code for a protein of 110 amino acids. Gene Ontology annotation, biological process: translational initiation. The record is from RefSeq and is a predicted model, not a curated record.
UGUCGUUCAUAUCGUGUCGUGAACGUGGGUUCGUGAUCGUGAUCGCGAUUCAUCUAAUUAUUUGCAAUAGACUGUCGUCGUCGUCUAACGAAGUGUAAGAAAAAUUGCUUGUGAUUAACGGUUAAUAAAAAAACCAGUGCAGUUUGCAGAUAUUUUUAUUUCCCCGAGUAUAUCUUGAUUAUCGUAUGUCCAUCCAGAAUCUAACCACAUUUGACCCCUUUGCUGAUGCAAGUAAGGGUGCAGACGAUGAUGUUCAAGACGGACUCGUUCAUAUAAGAAUUCAACAGCGAAAUGGUCGUAAGACUCUAACUACAGUGCAAGGACUUUCAUCUGAAUAUGACCUGAAGAAAAUAGUUCGAGCAUGUAAAAAGGAAUUCGCUUGCAAUGGAACUGUAAUAGAUCAUCCAGAAUACGGAGAAGUUCUUCAGUUACAGGGAGACCAGCGAGAAAACAUCUGUCAGUGGUUAACGAAAGCAGGGCUAGCUAAACCUGACCAGCUCAAGGUCCACGGUUUCUAAUGCACCAUACGGGUGUUUUUAACAAUGUAAAUGUUACACUUUUAUUUAAUCACGGAAUUUUUAACAGCAUGUGCCCAUCAAAAUUGCUGGUUAAAUUAUAAUUAGCAAUUUUGAACAAUAAUUUUAUAAUUGUGCCUUUCCAUAAAUACAUUAGUUUUCAGAA